Molecule: messenger RNA, 3648 nt
Organism: Pelodiscus sinensis (Chinese soft-shelled turtle)
Lineage: Eukaryota; Metazoa; Chordata; Testudines; Trionychidae
Source: RefSeq, a predicted model, not a curated record
GCAGGGCGGAAUUGCGUCGCCCAGACCUUAGGUACUCCCCAGUGGAAGCAAUGGCACAGGAAGAAAUGGAAGUGGAUCUUCAGCCAGCAGUUGCUUAUCCUGUAGAGUCUCAGGAGGCGUUUCCUUCAGACCCCUCUGAUCGUGCUCUGCUGUCCCACUCUCCAGUGCCCAGGGAAGGGGCAGAAGGCUUUGUGGUUCCUCCUGCUGACGAAGAAGUUAUUGUGAUCUCCGGUGCUGAUGAAACAGCUCCUGUUGCUGGGUCUGACCCCCAGUUGCAUGCUGCCCCUAGCCUAGAUGGGCUGCAAAGGCUGCAUAGGGUGUUGGAGCUGUUUCAACGACAGGCUGCACAAGAGAUCACCCGACAGCCACCAACAAGGAGAACUCGCCGGCGACAAAGAGGUGGUGGGUCCCAGAGGACCAUCAGUGCCAGACCCAGGGUACAACUGGAUAGUUACUUCAGGGUCAGCAGGACCCAAGGGCCAACAGCGGCAGCAGUUCCACCACUGGAGACUUUGCAUCUUCCAGUUGGCAAUAGUGGUCACAGCUCCGAUGAGACCUUGGAGUUGAGCAGCUCGGAUAGUAGCAGCUCCACUGAGGAGGAAGAUGCAGUGGUAGCCCAGGAAGAGGUGCCAAGAGCUGACAGUUUGGAAGAGCAUGAAGGUCAUGCCACUGAAGAAACUGAAGUCCAGCCCCAACAGAAAACUCCAGUAAAGAACCUUGAUACGACAGUUCCCACUGCGCUGUUGGAUGAGGAAGAAGGGGACACCUGUGCCAUCUGCUUUGAGCAGUGGACUAAUGCUGGGGAGCACCGGCUGUCAGCACUGCGCUGUGGACACCUAUUUGGAUACACUUGCAUCGUAAGGUGGCUCAAGGGACAGGCAGGGAAAUGCCCUCAGUGUAAUAAGAAGGCCAAGCGCUCUGAUGUUGUGGUCCUGUAUGCCCGCACUUUGAAGGCACUGGACACCAGUGAACAGGAGCGCAUGAAAAGCUCUUUAGAAAAGGAGCAGAUGUUGCGGAGACGGGCCGAGUUGGAAUCGGCACAGAGUCGUCUCCAGCUGCAGGUCUUGACAGAUGAAUGCAGUAAACUUCGCAAGCAAGUGCAGGAGCUGAAAGCACUCAUGGCCCAGCACAGCGCUAGCACCUCUCAGCAGCCUGGCCGCUCUCGCUCCUGUUUCCCAGGCUGCCUUUCCUCUAGUCAGAGCCAGCACAGAUACCACUUGGAGAAGGCCUUCCUGGUGUCUCAGUCUGGGAGCUGCCGGGUUAUGGCUUACUGUGACUCCCUGAGCUGUCUUGUGGUGUCACAACCCUCUCCGCAGGCCACACUUAUUCCUGGCUGUGGCGUUAAGAUGAUGAGUGCUGCCAACCUGAAGAGCACUCAGUACGUUCCCAUCCACAGUAAGCAGAUCCGGGGCCUGGCCUUCAGUAAUCGGACAGACGGCCUGCUGCUUUCUGCUGCUUUGGACCACACGCUCAAACUUACCAGCUUGACAACAAACACUGUGGUCCAGACCUACAAUGCUGGCCGCCCUGUCUGGAGCUGCUGCUGGUGCCUGGAUGAUACCAACUAUGUCUAUGCGGGGCUAGUGAAUGGCUCUAUCCUGGUGUACGAUCUAAGGGACACGAGCGCUCAUGUCCAGGAGCUAGCCCCUCAGAAGUCCAGGUGUCCGAUGGUGUCGCUCUCCUACCUGCCCCGGAUGGCCUCUGCUGCACUGCCGUAUGGUGGAGUAGUGGCUGGGACCUUAGAAGGAGGCUGUUUUUGGGAACAGAAGGCCAGCAACUCCUACCAGCCUCACCAUCUGCCUCUGGAGCCUGGUGGCUGCAUUGAUAUUCAGACUGAAAUCAGCACUCGGCACUGCCUUGCAACCUACAGGCCUAAUAAGAGCAACAAUUGCCUGCAUUGUGUGGUGAUGGAACUGUCCUGUAGCCAGCUGACGGAUGCAUCUGUCGACGUGGUCUGCUCCUGCCACCCAGUCCAGACAUUCAGUGCUGGGCCCACCUGCAAACUGCUGACCAAAAAUGCCAUCUUCCAGAGUCCCGAGGAGGAUGGCAGCGUCUUGGUGUGCGCUGGUGACGAGGCCUCGAACUCUGCCAUGGUAUGGGAUGCUGGAAGUGGCUCCUUACUGCAGAAGCUACAAGCUGACCUCCCUGUGCUGGACAUCUGCCCCUUCACGGUGAACCGCAGCCACUUCCUGGCCACUCUCACGGAGAAGAUGGUGAAGCUCUACAAGUGGGAGUGAGAGGCUCUGUAAAGCCUUCCCGGGAGGAGCAUCCCAAACGUGCUGCUAGCGAUCAGCUGUGCGGCACGCUCCCUGCUGCCCACCGUGAGCACCCCGCCCAGGAGUGGCCUUCUUGCACGUGCUGCGCCCAGGGGACCGCAGCUGCCAUGCGGGUGCAUUCAGGCACACAAGGACAUGUGGUGCUGCUGCACAAGGUGUUUCUUCCCCCCCAUCCUCAUUUUUAAUCUGUCCUUAUUCCUUCGCGUGUUUCUCUGUUUCCAGCUGAACUGGCAGCCUGCCUCGAUGCAGUGCACCUCUUGGCCUGUCUCUGGCCUCACAGGGUUAUCGCUGACCCCUCCCAGUGCUAGCGCAGGGCUGGGACUUGCAGACGCCUCCAGAGAGCUACCCGAGGAAAGGAGCCUCUGAGACUCCCCUGUACUUAGCAGUCCUCCUGCCCUUGCUGCAACGAAAGCAGCUUGAAGUCAAUGGCCAUUUCCCCAGGGAUGGUGUGAAAGUGUCCUGUACAAGACAUAGCUGUCUGUAUGCUUUUGUUGAGGCUUCUGGGCAAAGCAAGCUGGGUGGAGCUUUUCUAUCAAUCACGUAAACCCAUCCCUGUGCCAUUAGUCCUUGCCAUGAAGAAGAUAGUUGUGGGAACGGAGUGAAAACACUUCUCUUCUGCAUUUUCAUGUGUGUAGGCUAUCAACCUGGCCGCGCCUCUAGGCUCAUCCAAGUGCAGCGAGGCAUCGUAGACCUGUCUCAUCUGGAGAAAGUUGGCAAGGGGGAGGAGACUUCUGUGCCUUUUGAGGGUAGUUGCAAUCAUGUUAACCUGCCUAAUGCUCAUGUGGCUGAAUAUCGUUUGAAUCAAAUAGCAAGGCAGAGAAAAUGUACCAAAUUUAACAGCAGCGAUCAGGGAUUGCCCAAGGGUCACCGAAUGAUCCCAGGUAGCCUCGUCUGUGGCACAAUUCUGCACAUCCUAGAUGUGGCUCUGAACCAGAAUUUCCCGUGAAGCAUUGGCAGGGCCGAGGGUGAGCCCAGUGCCAGGUAUGCAGACUGAUUCUCAGCCCAGGUGUGUUCCUGUGGGCAAGGACACUUCAUUUUGGGAAGAGGGAGAUUUGUAUUUGCCAAGGGCAAACUCUCAAGAAUGUUACACAAGUUGUAAGACCAUUUUCCCCGCAUAGGGCACCUGUUCCCAUGCGCUGCUCCUUGCCUGGCAUCUUCCGUGUUACCACAUCCAGUGUGACUCUAUUUAAAUCCACAAAACAACUUUUCUAAACCUUGCCGGGAUAUGAAUUUCCUUUGUGUAUCCACUUUAGAAGUAGGAUUAUGUAAAAUAUACACAGCUCCAUGUGAUUGUCUCUCUUUCAGUGUGAGAUUUUGUCCCUCUAUUUUUAAGUGAUGUGAAGAAUAAAGCAUUUAUCGUUCUGGAACCUUG